CUGCCGGCAUAAUGGAACACUGAAUACGGGCGAGGUAUAAAGGGGUCGGGCGGUCCUGGUCGAGCGGCCUUGCCUUCAGCUAACUCUCCCUCUCACCCAGCUGUCCUUACUGGUACCCUCUCGCACAUCGCUUUGCGAGACUCGCCACCUUCCUUCAACUCCUCAAUCUCUGACGCGCUCGUUCCGCCAUGUCGACCAAGAUGUUCGCUGCUGUCGUCUCCGCUCUCUCCGCGCUCGCGCUCGUCGCCGCGGAGACCCACACGGUCAACUUCUACAACAACUGUGGGUACGGCACGCCCAUCCUGCGGAGCCAGAGCGGCGAAGUCCUCUCCCAAGGCGAGGACUACACGAGCGACGGCGCGCUCGACGGUGCCAUCGCGUACCUGCAGGCCGGCGGCUGCGGCGACAACGGCGAGCAGUGCACGCUCGUCGAGGUCACACUCACGAACGGCUGGAGCAGCGCCGACAUCUCGCUCAUCUCUCCGCAUGAGUUCUCGGUGACGAGUGGCUUCGGAUACUGGAACGGGUGCGACGGCACCGGUACCGAUUGUUCCUCGGAAAACUGUAACAACGCGUUCCACAACUCGGACGACAACGUCGUCCAGGUUGGCUGCUCGGCCGACGACGUCAACCUCGCCAUCACGUUCUGCGACUGAGAGGCGCAGACUUCAAUCAUGGUCCUGCUGUGCGGGACCCAUCUAUACUUAGACGUGCCCUGCUAGAGAGCAUAGAAUGCAUGAUAGAAAGUGUAUCCUUGAUUGGAUGUAUUAUUGGUAGAAUGUAG
This is a messenger RNA of Rhodofomes roseus, 784 nucleotides long. RefSeq lists its product as uncharacterized. The record is from RefSeq and is a predicted model, not a curated record. The transcript has 7 exons. The coding region runs from base 189 to 656 and encodes 155 amino acids. NCBI's taxonomy places the organism in Eukaryota, Fungi, Basidiomycota, Agaricomycetes, Polyporales, Fomitopsidaceae.